Messenger RNA from Caenorhabditis briggsae, 1887 nucleotides. The record is from RefSeq and is a predicted model, not a curated record. The transcript is spliced from 5 exons. Bases 1 to 1887 code for a protein of 628 amino acids. Lineage: Eukaryota; Metazoa; Nematoda; Chromadorea; Rhabditida; Rhabditidae.
AUGAAAGCCCCACUUGUACUGGCCCUUCUGAUCGGGCUGUCCACCGCUGUGGACUUUGCCCCGCUCCUCGACAUGUGCACAAAUCCACCGGCCGAGCAGAAGAAGCUCAGUGAUAAGAUGACACUUCCAGAAGCAUAUAAAAUCUCCGGCUCAGUUACCAAUUGGAAGGAGGGAAAGACGACGCUUCUGAAGGAAACCGCUACGAAAGAGUUCCGAGUCAUAGAAAUCAAGAAAGACGAUUCUAGUCAAAAAUGGAUUCAGUCAUUGACAGGAGACAAGCAUUUCGAGCUUAUCACCAAUAACGGCGACUGUGACGACAAAGCAGCUCCUCCAGAGAUCCUAAAAGUGCCACGUUUUGAUAGUAUCAUUGGCAACAACACCUCAUCCAUUGCCAGUAUUGUCGACGGCGUCCUGAACUUCAUCAGAAGUAACACUGGAUACGCCGUUAAGAACAAUUUCGACGUUGUUGGAGGAGUGAACACAAUGAAAUGGGUGUCAUGUGUGAACGGAACGAGUGCUAACGAUACAAAAGUACUCGUUGAGCUCAGAUACGCUGGCGAUGACUCGAUUGCUCCGGCUCUCAAGCAGUUCUCCAAUCCGAUCCUUCUCUCGAUUCGUCUCGCAGAACUCAAGGAUUUCAACACUACCAUGCCAGACAAUCACAUUUCAAUUGAAUUCGAUCGAUAUGAUAUUCCAGAUGGAGUUGAGGAUAAUGCUCAGCUUGCUCAUGGAGUCUUCUGUGCGAAUAGAAACGAAACAGAGCUGAAACUAAAGCCAAUGGAUGAGUAUGCAGCUGUGCUUAGCUAUUACAACUAUGUCAAUAAGACUUCCGAAGUCGUAGAUGUCUUCUAUUCGAAACAAAACAAGGUAUUCGCUGUUGCUGGAGCCUCUUUCCGAAACCUCCUGAAGUCUUCCAACUAUUCUCAAGGAGUGGAUUAUAUCCUACACGACUACAAUUACGGUUACGAGUUCACAAUGAAGAAUGGGGCUUGUGACACCUUCGGACCAGCUCCAGAGACCACAAAUGAUGUCAUUGUCAACAACAAGAAGCAACUCACCAUGCAAAGAAUGGAGGAUAUCCUGGUGGAUCCCAAAUUGAGAUGGUCUUCGUAUCAAGAUUCCGUAGAUCUCGCUGGAAACACUUUCAAGGCAUUCAGAGCGUUGGAUAGUGCUGGAACUGGGAAAAUCGUUGAGCUCCAUCUCACCAAUGACGGAGAGGUUCAUUCGAUGAAUCGAUUCGACGCGAAAACCAGAAAAAUCGAGCAGUCUCUGAUUGUGACUCGUGUGGAAGUUGGAACUUCCAAGUUGAAUCUCGCUAUGGUACAAAUGGCUGGAUGCUACGAUAAUGGAAGUUUCGCAAAUAACACCUGGGUCGUGCCCAUUAAAGAUAAGAACAUCACCAACUUGCAGAGCGUAGGACUGAGCAAUCUGAACAAGGCCGUCGCCGAGACCAUCUCAAAGAACGUCUACGCAGUCAUCCCUUACCGAGUGAUCGUAUUCUACGUGGAGAAUGGUGAUGGUGGCCUCUCAAUGCUGCUUCGUUUAGCUGAGAAGACUACUGUGCAGCCAUCAGAUGUGGGAUACAACUACACUGCCGAACUAACGACAGCCGAGUUGUUCAGUAAAAUGAACGCCUCGUUGUUCUCGGAGAAAAUGCCGAUUGUGGUGGAAGUUGGAGGACAGAAGGAGGAAUGGAUCGCCGACGCUUCUGCGAUGAAAUCUUUCCCACCGGACACCGACACUGGAUUCCUUGGAUAUACAGGCGGCGCGAUGUUCGUUCUUGCCAUUUUCUGUAUCCUCAGCGGAGUAUCCAUUGGAGCCGUCGGAGUGUUCGUCGUGACACGUCGCCAACGUAUUUCCACACUCGCCUAUCAAGUUUUCGAGUGA